AUGCGGAUUCUACUCCUACUAUUCGCUGUUGUCAUUUAUGCAUGUGCCACUUCGAAAGUCGAAAAAACUGAUUUCGACAUUUUUUAUUCCGAAAAUAACGAAGUAAAGGAUAGAUAUCAUUACAAUGAUAAAACUAAGACUCGUACUUAUCGAUAUGCGUCUCAACCCGAUAGCAUCAGUGAGGAGGAGGAGUUCGAGGGAAUCGUACGAGAUAGAUUCUAUAAAAGUGUCGAGAAGGAUGUUAAGAAUAAGGAGGACGAUGAAGAAGACGAUGAUCCAGUUAUUAUGGUUAAAGUCAGCCGAAUUACUAAGCCGACUAAUGGUUUGCGCGCCAAGAAGAGCAAUGAGUUUAAGGAUGUUCCGCUAGAAGAAAGAAGGAAGUUGCACCGAAUUCGAAAUGAAAAAUCGAUCUCAACGAAAAGGAUGAUCGAAUUUUGCAGGAAAUGGGCGAAGAAAAAUAACAUGGAAGAGGCGAUGGAAAAAUUCAUUCGGAAAUCAAUGAAACGCCAGAUCGAAGAAGCGACGUUGCGACGCAAAAUCUACGAAGAUCUUGGAGCCGUUCUGCAAUCAUUCGAGGAGAUGAUCGUCGAUGAAAAUUUGUCGUCGGAAGACCGCGCGAGACUGACUGCCGAAAUUGUCAAAGAUCAAGAUUCGCUUGUGAAAAACGCGUUCGAUGUCAUACUUUCGGCUAAACUCGAUUCCAGCUAUUAUCAAACACCAUUCGACGACAUUGAUAAUGAGGUGAGAAUGAGAAGAAGUAUUGGACAUGGAGCACAACCGAAUCAUCAUAAGAAAUCGCACUAUCACAAAAAGGUCCCAUUUGACCUUGGCCGCAAUGUGGUAUUCUGGGUGUUUAGUUCUCUCGAUUGGUGA
Molecule: messenger RNA, 873 nt
Organism: Caenorhabditis bovis
Lineage: Eukaryota; Metazoa; Nematoda; Chromadorea; Rhabditida; Rhabditidae
Source: the annotation of a GenBank genome assembly